This is a messenger RNA of Penicilliopsis zonata CBS 506.65, 1416 nucleotides long. RefSeq lists its product as hypothetical. Gene Ontology annotation, molecular function: fumarylacetoacetase activity. Bases 74 to 1360 code for a protein of 428 amino acids. Gene Ontology annotation, biological process: homogentisate catabolic process; L-tyrosine catabolic process; L-phenylalanine catabolic process. Lineage: Eukaryota; Fungi; Ascomycota; Eurotiomycetes; Eurotiales; Aspergillaceae. The record is from RefSeq and is a predicted model, not a curated record. The transcript has a single exon.
CUUCUUAACUCCAGUAAUCUCUUUUUUUGUCUGUAUCUUAUUCUUUUAAUCGUUUCUGAUCAUCUAUCGCAGAAUGUCCUGGCUCUCGAUCUCCAAGUCGUCUCCCUUCUCUCUCGCCAAUAUCCCCUUUGGCAUUAUCUCUACCGCCAAAAGCACAGCUCAUGUCCCAGCCAUCGCCAUCGGAGACUACGCGCUGGACCUGAGCGUGUUCGCAUCUUCCGGGGGUUUCUCUCCGCUGACAGACUUUGCUCGCCAUCUAGAUGUGUUUCAACAACCGACUCUAAAUGCCUUUGCUGCUCUGGGCCGUCCUGUGCACCGUCAGGUCCGCGAGUACCUGCAGAAUGUCUUAAGGGACGACACCUCGUACCCACAGGUACUGAAGAACAACGCGGUGCUACAGAAGGAGGCUCUUCUCCCUCUGUCGGAGGUGACGAACCACCUCCCGCUUCAGAUCGGCGAUUACACGGAUUUCUACGCCGGUCUGAACCACGCGUACAACCUUGGUGUGAUUCUUCGCGGACCCGACAAUGCUCUGCAGCCCAAUUAUAAGCAUUUGCCAGUCGGAUACCAUGGCCGAGCAUCGUCGGUGGUCGUCUCGGGGACGCCCAUCCGGCGGCCAAACGGGCAGAUCCUGACGAACCCGAGCGCCACUCCCAAGGUGCCGGUGUUUUCUCCCAGCAAGAGACUGGACAUCGAGCUUGAAUUAGCGGCGUUUGUGUCUCGACCGAACCAGAUGGGCGAACCUGUGCCUAUUGACGAGGCGGAGGAUCAUAUUUUCGGUCUGGUGCUGAUGAAUGACUGGUCGGCGCGCGAUAUCCAGGCGUGGGAAUACGUGCCGCUGGGGCCAUUCUGUGCCAAAAACUUUGCCACAACCAUCACUCCCUGGGUAGUUUUACUAGACGCUCUGGAGCCCUUCCGUGCUCCCGGGUUGGAGCCGGGCGACCGCGAGUCUUUGUUCCCCUAUCUGCGGGAGAAACGUGCGGUGAACGCGUACGACAUCCCGCUCGAGUUUGAGCUGAAGACCGCGCAGGGAAGCUCGACGGUGGUUUCUCGCUCCAACGCGAAAAACCUUCUCUUUUCCUUUCCGCAGAUGCUGGCCCACCACACCAUCACGGGCUGUAAUAUGAACCCUGGUGAUCUGCUGGGCAGCGGGACCAUUUCCGGCACCGAGUCGGGUGCUGAGGGGAGUCUCGUCGAGCAGACAAGAGGGAAGAACCCGAUCACGCUGGCGGACGGAUCGCAGCGAAUCUUCCUGGAAGAUGGGGAUACGGCAAUUCUCCGUGGCACAGCGGGCGAGGAGGGUAGCUACGUGGGAUUUGGGGAUUGUGUUGGCACGAUUCUGCCUGCUCAUGUUGUCUAGAAGCCGAAAUACCUGAUAAUGACAGUAGCUAGUACUAGAUAUAUGAAAAUGGAUAC